Messenger RNA from Priapulus caudatus, 1768 nucleotides. Its product is annotated as mono [ADP-ribose] polymerase PARP16-like. The transcript is spliced from 7 exons. The record is from RefSeq and is a predicted model, not a curated record. Gene Ontology annotation, biological process: endoplasmic reticulum unfolded protein response. NCBI's taxonomy places the organism in Eukaryota, Metazoa, Priapulida, Priapulimorpha, Priapulimorphida, Priapulidae. Gene Ontology annotation, molecular function: NAD+ poly-ADP-ribosyltransferase activity; kinase binding; protein serine/threonine kinase activator activity. Bases 164 to 1216 code for a protein of 350 amino acids. Gene Ontology annotation, cellular component: nuclear envelope; endoplasmic reticulum tubular network; membrane.
AACAGCAUUGACCAGUCAACAGCCGUCAAUGUUUACGUAUUUCCCUAUUCGAUUUGGUGUUCGUAAAUCAUGACUGAGUAUCAUAUCUAUUAAUGGUUUUACUAAUUUGACAGUCACCAAUUUUGAAGACCAUAAAUAAUAUAGGGCCUACGCACUGCUCACGAUGGAAGAAGAACAAAACAACUUCGAUUUGUGCAGUGUCAACAUGGCAGAACAAGAUAAGGGUGAAAGCAGUGAAACUUCGAAGGAGCGGGUUCUUGCAACUCUCCGGAAUGAUAUGUUGUCGGCAGAUUUGACCUGGUCUUUAUUUGUAGCUGCACUAGGGAAUUACAGACACGACACAGUUCUCCGACCUUCACCACCGCAUUUCACUGAAAAUGGAGAGAAAGACUUCAAGAAAAUUAAAAAUGUAGUGCACGCUAUUCCGUCAUUAUCUCAAGUGAUACUGGAUGGGUAUGAAAUAUCUGAAGAUGCCUGGUAUCUUCUUGACUGGGUCUUGAAUAGUGAUAGAAAGCCCUUUCAAUUAACUGCUGUUCCAGCUGAAUUGGUGAAAAAUGAGGUCGAACAAUAUCAGAAGCUGACAAAUCAUUCGGAACCCACAAAAUCUCCUGACUAUAUAUUCCAAGUGGGUUGCAGUGAUACUGUCAAUGGCAAGUUUGAGACAAAGUUAAGUGAGUGCUCGGGUAAGCGGCUUUAUGGCUACCAUGGCAGCAGACUGGAGAACUGGCAUUCCAUCCUGCACAGUGGACUCAGCUCUGUGAUGAACAAGACAUCAUUGUUUGGAGAGGGGACCUACUUAUCCAAUGAGUUGACGUUAUCCAUGCACUACAGCCCCCACGGCACCGGAUGGAAACACAGCCAGCUGGGUCGUAAACUCAGUUGCAUUGCCAUGUGUGAGAUCAUUGACCACCCAGCAAUCAAGUGCUCUAUUCAAGGUGACAGUAAUAAGCAGAGAGGCUUGGCUCAUAACAGUGAGGGAGGAACGGUACCAGAGAGAUACUUUGUUGUUUCAAACAAUGAACUGCUCCGUAUCAAGAGUCUACUUGUAUAUGUUGAUUCAACCCCUCAACAAAGUUUGCUGGCACAGAGACCGUCGUGGCUGAAGGAGAACAGCUUCAUCUUAACGAUGCUCGCUUAUGCGCUGUGCCUCGUCGCCAUUGGUCUAGCAAACUCAAAGCCUUUUAAAAGAUUCCUUCGAAAUUUAAUGAAAUCGUGAUCGUGUGAGAUUUUACAUAUAAAGUGCACAAUGCUGGAAGUUUGCAUCGGAAUAAGAACUCCAUAGUAGUAUGGCAAUUGUAGUAUUAUACGGUUACAUAAAAUAUCUAAAUAUCUAAAUACAUAAAAUGUCUCGAUUUAUGUUAUAUAGUGUAUUCUUAUUAAUGUGAAAACGUAUAUGUAUAUGAUGUGCGGUUGAUAAUCGUAUAACCCAUGGCCUUUGCUCACCCAGCACAUGUUUAAGGAAUGCUUGUGAUCUGAUCAUGUGGUCAACCUGCUUAAGUUGGUCAGUAAAACCUAGUCAUAUGAUACAAUAGACCAAAGUUGUUUGCAAAAUUAGCCUACACAAUUUUCGAAUUUUAGUUCCUUUGCUUAACUAGUUGAAAGGCAACUAUAUGUAAGUAGCCAUUGUAGAUCGAGUGCCUACGUGCGACUGUGUGCUAGUUAUAAACAUGCAAGGGAUGGAGCUCAUAUAUAAAUAUUCAUAUUAUUAUUUCACUUAUACAUGGGUGUGACGUCUUUGUAGGGUGAUACUCCAUUAGGAGUGUUCCCA